Messenger RNA from Giardia duodenalis, 1614 nucleotides. RefSeq names its product Cathepsin L. Gene Ontology annotation, molecular function: cysteine-type endopeptidase activity. The transcript has a single exon. Bases 1 to 1614 code for a protein of 537 amino acids. Lineage: Eukaryota; Fornicata; Diplomonadida; Hexamitidae. The record is from RefSeq and is a predicted model, not a curated record. Gene Ontology annotation, cellular component: lysosome.
AUGCCCUUCUUGAAUUUAGUUGUUCUAUAUCUUUUAGUAGGACAUGCAAGGGCAUCUGCGGUUUCAGAGACUACAGAAAAUAGAUAUAAGUGCCUUUUUGACGAGUACAACAUGCAUUUUGGACACAACUACGAGUGUGCCACUGGAUAUGCGAGAGCACUUCGGCACUUCGUUGAGAAUUUGGAGCGUUUUAAUGUCUCUCACGCCCGAAGCAUCACCCACCUCAUAGACAUUCUUACGUGGACAGAGGAGAAUGUAGUUUAUACUCUUAACCCUGUUUUGCACAAAGACAUUAUUCCGAGUGUGUCACCACACCACAGAUCUAAGUAUAUUAUUAAAUUUGAUAGCAGAUGGCGACGGAUUGCACACAUGAUUAAGAAAAUCGUGCACAGAGGACCGCUGGUAGCGAGUAGCUGUGGAAGUCACACACCAAUAGUCUAUGUACGUGCCAAUCCGCUUCCAAUCUUGUCAAAGCUUCCGCCUUCGGUUGACUUUCGCGAGCUGGGCCUGGUGGACAGAGCCAGGAACCAGGGUCUGUGUGGCUGUAGCUGGGCAAUGGCGAGUGCGGGACUCUUUGAGGCGACGAUACGGUCGACUCGUGAAUACUUUAAGAACAACGGUGACGUCGACAGCGUUUUCAAGGACCCUCAGUUCAAUGCUUCGGAGCAGUACUUUCUAAACAAAUCUUCGUUUGGGAUAAAUAAUUGCUGCGAGGGCGGGAACUACCUGUUCCUGUCCCUUGAUCUUGCCAACAAUCCGUACAUGGACACUGUGGAGUCCCUUGAGAACUUUCCGUUUAUGAUGAAAGACACAUACCACAAUCCAGACUCCAUUGUAGACGACUUCUCGUGCAAGGUAUCAAACCCUUUCCUCCCAGGAAACUAUGUCACAGUGUCAGCGUGCAAGACCUCACUUAUCUACAUCUACGACAUACUAUCUCCUGUGUGGGCGUUCGGGAAGGCGAUUAAGAUUAUGAAAUCACUGUUGGCCCAAGGAAUACCUGUCGUUGCCACCCUGCACAUAUCCACGCUCGGGGAUGAGUAUCUGAGAAGGAUUGCAAUGUAUAAUAGGGGAAUCUUAGACAUACCAUGUAAGCAUGGUGACCGGGCUGCUAUUCAUCAAGUCCUCAUCAUUGGGUACGGCACCUAUAGUGGCAUCGACGUUUGGGUUGUUCGGAAUUCGUGGGGAGAUCUAUGGGGGAGUCAUGGCCACUUCUACGCGGCAAUAGGCAAGAAUUCUAUGUGCAUUGAGGAGACUCUAUACACGGAGAUACCAGCCUACUUCCCAUUAGCAGGAUACGAGAUGUAUAGGCCAUAUGUCCAGCGGAAGCCUGCUGACUCUUCUACUGUUUGGAGCGGGAUCUUGGAACGAGGCGACGAGGACUCUCUUGAUCCAGAUCCGAUCGAGGUCGAUCUAAAGACAGAGCAAAAGGCAUUCGUGAUCAUAAUGGCAACGUGCACCAUACUAUCCCUUGCUGUAGUCCUUCUCAUAGCCAUCCUUGUUGUGACUAUCAAAAGCAAGAGGUGGAGGGUUAGCAGGCCGGGAUCUCAAGCUGAGUCUCAGCCGUCUGUGUCAAUUGUUAACAUUAGAGGAGAGCGGGGACUAUUUAGGUGA